CCGGUUUCAAGCAUACUCGGUCAUUUUCGUCGUAUCCGCCUUGGCGACUGGACGUCGUUACUGUUCUGGUGACGAAAAGUAACGAUUUAGCAUGGUUAACGGAAGAAUUCCGUCGGUCUUCUCCAAGACCUAUGUAACUCCUAGAAGGCCAUAUGAAAAGGCUCGCCUUGAUCAGGAGUUGCGCAUUAUUGGAGAAUAUGGUCUCCGUAAUAAGCGCGAAGUGUGGAGAGUAAAAUACACUUUGGCCAAAAUUCGUAAGGCCGCUCGUGAGUUGCUCACACUGGAAGAAAAAGACCCGAAGCGUCUUUUUGAAGGAAACGCAUUGCUGCGUCGUCUGGUGAGGAUUGGUGUGUUGAAUGAAGCUCACAUGAAGCUUGAUUAUGUGUUGGGUUUAAAGAUCGAAGAUUUCUUGGAACGUCGUCUACAAACCCAAGUAUUUAAGUUAGGGUUGGCCAAAUCCAUCCAUCAUGCGCGUGUGCUCAUUCGUCAACGGCAUAUUCGCGUACGUAAACAGGUGGUGAAUAUUCCGUCGUUCAUCGUGAGACUGGACUCGCAGAAGCACAUCGACUUCUCGCUUAAGUCGCCCUUCGGUGGCGGCAGACCCGGUCGCGUCAAGAGGAAGAACCUGAGGAAGGGAAGCGGUGGCGCUGCGCCAGAAGAGGAGGAAGAUUAAGCUGAUAAUUAUUAUCAUCUAUUGUUUCAAUAAAUGCAUCACGUGUAACAUUU
Molecule: messenger RNA, 726 nt
Organism: Linepithema humile (Argentine ant)
Lineage: Eukaryota; Metazoa; Arthropoda; Insecta; Hymenoptera; Formicidae
Gene: RpS9
Product: ribosomal protein S9
Biological process (GO): ribosomal small subunit biogenesis; translation
Cellular component (GO): cytosolic small ribosomal subunit
Molecular function (GO): rRNA binding; structural constituent of ribosome
Source: RefSeq, a predicted model, not a curated record